Babesia ovata is the source of this 2754-nucleotide messenger RNA. RefSeq lists its product as uncharacterized. The record is from RefSeq and is a predicted model, not a curated record. Lineage: Eukaryota; Apicomplexa; Aconoidasida; Piroplasmida; Babesiidae. Bases 1 to 2754 code for a protein of 917 amino acids. The transcript has a single exon.
AUGGACAUCGACAAUAUUGGAUCCGCUACCGUGAUUUGUCCAAGCCGAGUCAACGACACCGCUUACGUAUGGCAUCCUCGAACAACAUCAAGUGAACAGGCGAAUCUCAAAACUUACGUGAGUGAAGGUGGCAGGUUUCGUUCCGUUGCUCUUUCGGAUGUAGUGGUAACCGAUGCACCAGUCGCAUACGUUUCGGUAAAAUCGGACGUAAAACAGACGACAAUAAACUUGGAUUUCCCUAUGGCAGAGAUAUAUGCCGUAAAAGAACGGCGUUUGAUCUUCAUCUGUGGGCCGCAUGAUUUGGUUUUGAGCGAUACGAUGCAGCGUCACCUUGACCGUCUCAGUGUCUCUCAGCCCGAUAUGCUUCCUAGGAGUAUAAUCACACCAUUGAUGCGAGAAGCAAAGAAGAUGGGAGCGGGGUUCGGGGUAGUUUUUGUAAACAUACGACAUCUUUAUUUACCCCUUCAAGGCUGUGGAAGCCGUCCAUCACCACUUUUUGCUGCGGAUAACGAGGUGACUGUAGAUCCCAUCACUGGUACGCGUUCAUGUGUGGCGGAUCCGAUGUCGAAAUCGCGCAUUGGAUUUCUUUGCGAAGGACGUCUUGAACCUGAGGAUUGCAUGAGACUCCUCGUGGACAAGAAUGGAGGCAUGGUCACCGCUCCUCGACCAUUUUCUUAUUGGAAGUUCGAAUACCACAAACCCUGGGUGGUAGCACAAUAUUUCGAUAAAUUAGCAAUACCGCCAUUCAACGGCGAAUGUAAAUGCAUAGAUUCGCAUACAGGCAAGGUGAAGGCCAAGAUAGAGAUCCGUCCGAAAAACGACUACGUUUGCGACAUUACCAGCAAAAUAUUUCGCAACCGUUUACGCCCUAUCAAUGGCCCGUGGUGUUCGGUUGUACUUCAUCCAGGUAGCACAUUGACUAUCCGGUUUCCAAUAGUGGAUGUCGACUCGGGUCCUAUAAAUGAGGAUCCCUCUCUUGGUCUUUUAUCCCAACAAUUAUCUAUAUAUGAGUUCGAAACAAAAUUUUUGCCAAAGGACUUGAAUACGCUUCGACGACUGGCGAGCGUCUAUGACAUUGAUACGUAUGAAGAAAUCUCCUACAAUAAAGCCCUUGCUGGUGAUGCGCUUGAAUUGGAUGCUUCACAAAUGGCACGGGGAGAGGUGAAGUUGAAAUACCAUCUUGACAAACCCCUCACAUCACUAGGAGGACACAAUUCGUUCUUCUUUCAUUGGACAUUGAAAUCGAGGAAUAAGUAUGUCUUCGAUCGAAUACGUGCCGCGGUUAAUGUGUCCUUUGCAUUUACUCAUGAGUAUGAGAUUGUUGGUUGCAACAGAGGGUCUAAAGGCGUUUUCCAUCCGGCAAUGGGCAGAGAUUAUUGUUCAAACAAAUGGGUGGAGAAUGGUGUAGGGAAUACAUAUGAAUGCUUGUACGAUGUUAUACGCUACGGUGGCCAAGCCGGUAUUUACUGCAGGCCAGAUGAGGUCCUGUUGCCCGAUAACUGUGAGUCCACCGGAUACGACCUCUACUCAAACAGGCCCAUUUCAUUGCCUGCUUCGGUGCGUAAAGCAACCCCAUAUCGAAUUCGUGGGUUCCAGGUGUUUGACAUGGGCUUCCAGAACAACGCCGUCAGUUAUGCUUGCGUAUGUGUCAAUGAACAUGGUUACGAAACCUCUAGGCUUAUUUUAGAACACAACCAUAACGAAACGCACCGCUACACAGUGCGUCACGAAGACGCAUCUGCUCCAUUGCAUCCCUCCAUUUUGAUGCCUUGGAGCGAGGUGGGAUUAUCGAGGGAAGGACUCAGAUCACCAGAAGCGCUUGUUCUACACGACACAAUUCAAAAUCAUGUUACAUUGCACGUAGGUACAACCUUGUUAUUGCGUUGUGGAAUUGAUAUGAACGUUUGGUUAGGUUAUGGAGGCAAUAUAAACACUAAUGCCCGAGGCGAUGUGCCAAAAACGGCGUGGUUUCCAAAGCAACUUAAAAACUUCUACUUCACGGUAAAAAAUACAAUACAUGGGUCUGUGCUUGUAAAAACGGCAUACAACGACUCAAUUAUCACGACGCCAAGCGGGCUGGAAUUCCACUACGAUGUAAGUGUCACAUCCCCUGGAUCUCAAAUAAUGAUGAUCACAUCUCGUAAAAGCGCCAUUCUGAUAUCUAAGGAUCCAAUUUACAAAAAAAUUGUACCUAUUACAUUUGUCUGCGGUAAAGCGCCAGAACCGUCAGAGCUGCCCAUUGUCACUGACGUUGCAUCAACUUCGUCAGCAUCUCCACCACCUAACAUUCAGGGCCUAAAAUCCUCGGCACGAUACACGUGGCAUGUCGUGGAAGUUGCCGUAGAGACGACGGACCCGUAUAUGCAAGGUUGCGGCGUUACAUACGAGUCCACUGACCUAUUCAAACCUGAGACACCCCAACUCUACGACGCUGAUGGGCAACUUCAGUUCGGCUGUAAGAUUGAUCUCCAUAUGGCUAAAGAGGCUGCAUUCUACUGCCCAGCGCCGUAUGUCCUGGACCCACCCAAUUGCUUCAGCCAGGUCUCCGUGGACGGCACCGUCAAGAACACGCGCGACAUCAGCCAAUCCCUGGUGACAUCACAAUCAAAUCAUUUUAUGAUUUUGUAUUCAUUCAGUGGACUCGUUGGGCCCGGAGAGAAGCUACGCCAGACGCCUCCGUUGGAGUGCCGCUGCGUCACCAUAAAGGGUAUCGUUCUCUCCACAAUCCAGAUAGAGAACUACUACGCCAAGUAG